Messenger RNA from Notodromas monacha, 1835 nucleotides. The record is from the annotation of a GenBank genome assembly. Lineage: Eukaryota; Metazoa; Arthropoda; Ostracoda; Podocopida; Cyprididae.
GAGUGUAGUUAGUUUGGGAAAGUAAUACGAUGCUCAUAAAGGAAUACAGGAUCCCGUUGCCGCUGACUGUCAGCGAGUAUAAGAUCGCUCAGCUGUACAUGAUAGCGAAAAAAAGUCGAGAUGAAUCCAAAGGUGCUGGCAGCGGGGUGGAAAUCAUGGUGAAUGAGCCUUAUACGGAUGGACCUGGGCCAAAUGGAACUGGUCAAUACACCAGGAAAAUAUAUCACAUCGGAUCCCAUUUACCAGGCUGGCUGAAGAGCUUAAUGCCCAAAUCAGCCCUGAUUGUGGAAGAAGAAGCUUGGAAUGCUUAUCCGUAUACGAAAACCAAGUACAAAUGCCCGUUUGUGGAGCGUUUUACGCUCGAAAUAGAGACUUAUUAUUUCAACGACGAUGGGAGCCAGGAAAAUGUGUUCAAUUUGUCAAGAUCCGAGCUUCGGGAACGAGCAGUUGGAAGCCGUAACCUUGAAGAAGACGUUCUCACUGCGAGAAUGGAAAGCAUUGCUCACGACUCCGAUCAAGGAUCAGAUGCCAGUGAUGAAUUCUACGAUGCCAAGGAUGAGUUUUCGGAAACACUGUCGCUAACUAAGUGGAACUCGAUGGAACUUGUUCCUGACGGGGACAACGUGCAAUGUUCGGGUCCGAGUUGCCCGAAAAGAGAAGGUUAUGUCUUACAAGGAUCACCAAUUGUUGGAAGAGAGGAAUUGACGGCGAAAUACGAGAGGCAAAUAUCAUCAAGAAGUGCUGAUUCGUAUUUAUCACAUGGCGUUUCCCCUGUGCCACCGAAUUGUUCAACUGUAUGUCUGGUUUUGGUGUUCCAUGGUGGAAGUGUUCUUGAUGUAAGUGCGGAGAUGUCGUCGAAAAAGUCGGAUGUUACUACAUUCCGUGGGGCAUUCGAGUCCGUGAUGAGACAACAUUAUCCGUGCCUUGUUGGACGCGUUGUCGUUCAACUCGUUCCGUGUCCUGCAAUGUGCUCUGAAGCCCUCGGAUUAUUUUCCAGUUUAAGUCCGUAUUCCUUCGACGUGUCGCCAACCGCCAGCGAUGGUAACGUUUCCAUCACCCGAGACGCCAUUCCCAUCGGCGCCGUGCCGCUUUUCAUGACUAAUUCGCCGGAAUAUCACGAUGCAGUCUCCAGAGUCAUUUCACGAGCCAAUUCAGUCUAUCACGAAUUUUUGCGGAGUGAGGAAGGAGUCGGUUUUAGUGGCCAAGUUGUGAUUGUGGGAGAUUCCGCGGGAGCUAUUUUUGCCUACGAUGCUCUGUGCGGACAUGAUCGGCCUGAGAAACGACUGAGUUCGGAGAGCAUUGAUAAGGAUGGACUUCAUGAGCAGCAACACUCAAAGGUGCACGCUAACGUGAGUUGGUACUAUAAUGUGUUGGAAUCGGUUUCGGAGAGCGAGGCCUGGGAACCGGGAAGGAAACCAAGUUGUCAGAAAAGUUUUUCUGACAUUCCCACGUUGUCCGGAUGUGGUGUUGGUGACGGAGAUGGUCAUCACGCUCCGUUAAAAGCAUUCCUAUCGGCUCCUGCUCCCAGGAGCUACUCGAUUUCAAGUAGCUGCGACAGUCAAGCUGGUCAGCUGGAUUUUGAAGUAUCCAGCUUCUUUCUUAUGGGAUCUCCUCUGUCGAUAAUUUUGGCAUUCCGUCGGAUUCAAAACUCUGAGGACAGGAACGGUAUGCCUCCGCGUCCUGCUUGCGGUCAGAUUUACAAUCUUUUCCAUCCAGCUAAUCCGGUGGCCUCGAGAAUUGAGCCACUUUUGGCGACACGUUUUGCUCAGCUGCCGCCAAUACCGAUUCCGCGGUAUUCAAAAUAUCCGAUGGGCGAUGGAACGCCGACUAUUCUU